Molecule: messenger RNA, 633 nt
Organism: Brassica rapa (field mustard)
Lineage: Eukaryota; Viridiplantae; Streptophyta; Magnoliopsida; Brassicales; Brassicaceae
Product: late embryogenesis abundant protein M17
Source: RefSeq, a predicted model, not a curated record
AUGGGCAGCCUCAAGUCUCUCGCUCUCUUGGCUUUGCUCUUUUCCCUCUCUCUCGCUGUUUUUGCCGACACAUCCAAUGACGCCGCUACACAUGCUAAGGAAGAAGUGAAACCAAGUGAAGCGACCGAUGCCAUAGAGCCACAACAACGUGGUUGUAGAUACGGAUGCUGCGGAGCCUAUGCUUAUGGACAGUGCGCCGCUUGCUGCAGCCGACCUCAGGCCGCGGAGGCCGAAACCGAGGCCAAUGACGUUGUUGUAGAGCCUGAGCAGCGGGGGCGUGGUGGUUGUAGGUACGGAUGUUGCGGAUCCUACGCUUUUGGACGGUGCAGCGCUUGCUGCAGCAAAGCCCAAGCUGAGGAGGCUAUGAAUACCGAGGCUGUUGAGGAGAACGCUGUUGAGCCUCAGCAAAGGGGUGGUGGUUGUAGGUACGGAUGUUGCGGAUCAUGGCGUUAUGGACGGUGCAGCUACUGUUGCCGAGGUCCUCAAGCCGAGGCUGAAGUUGUUGAGCCCCAGCAAAUCCGUAGAUGUAGGUACGGUUGCUGCGGAAGGUACCCUUAUCCGCGAUGCAGUGUUUGCUGUACCAAGAAGAUGGCUACAGAGGAAGAGAAGAAAACAGAAGAAGCUAAGCCAUGA